GGUAGCAGGGACUACUGCGCAUUUGAUCGUUGGCAACGCUGUGUGUAGAGCAUUUGGAUUUAUAUUUGCUCCAUUUGAACUACUCAGAUUUCGAUCUUAAAACAGUAAUCAUUUAAUAGUGACUCCACUUUGUGAUAUAUUUUCAUUAUGGUUAGGAAUUGGGAUCACGUUCUCUAUGAAAACGUCCGCACCGGCAAUAUGUUGUACAUCCAGAAGUCCGUAAACCAAGGCGCUGACAUCAACUGCACAACAUUCGAUGGAAACACGCCUUUAGCAAACGCCACGAAAAGAGGCCGACUGGACAUCAUGCAGUAUCUGCUGAGUCACAAAGCAGACAUAUUUAAAGCCGGAGCUAAAGGCAAGUCUCCACUGUCCUGGGCGAUAUACCGUGGCCACAUGGAAGCCCUCAAACUAUUAUUGUCGAGUGGAGUUAACGUAAACACGACAGACCAACAGGGCAACACACCUCUAGUGUACGCUGCUAGAGAAGGCAAAGUCAAUAUAGCGGAAUAUCUAGUUUCCAACGGUGCUGACGUCAACAAAGGUACCCUUGGAGGAAGCACACCUCUAGUUGAAGCAGUCAUCGCUGGUCAUUUGCCCAUUGUCAGACUAUUGGUGACUAAAGGCGCAAAAGUUGACAAAAUGGGUCAUGAAGGUAACACACCGGUGGCUCUUGCUGUGAAACACAUGCACCCAGAAAUUGUGAAAUAUCUAACGUUUGUGGAUGCUGAUCUUGGUAAAAUUGGUGACGAAGGUAAACCUCCACUGUCGUGGGCUGUGAUUAACGAUGAUUUGGAUAUGGUGGAGUUUCUUCUGGAAAAUGGAGCCGAAAAGACGAUUCAGAUCGCUUUUCUCCAAGCUAUUGAUUCAGGGAAUUGUGAGAUUGUGAAAUUUUUGAAAGAAGCAGGUGCCGAUGUUAAUUUUGAGUAUAAGAGUGAUGAAAGACCGUUGGAUAGGGCUACUGCGGCUGGUCAUUUGGAUGUUGUUAAUUAUUUAGUUGAGUGUGGAGCAGCUGCUACACACGAAAGUGAUUCGACUGAUGAUUCUGAUGAUUCGUUUGUGAUGGUAGAUGAAGAAGAUUGUGGAUUGUGAUCACCACGUUUCUUCCUACGUUCCAGGGAUAACUAGAAGAUAGUUGUACUGGAUAAAAUAAAACAAGACUGUUAAAAUAAAGUACAAAUAAAUGUUAUAAACUAA
Molecule: messenger RNA, 1197 nt
Organism: Zophobas morio
Lineage: Eukaryota; Metazoa; Arthropoda; Insecta; Coleoptera; Tenebrionidae
Product: putative ankyrin repeat protein RF_0381
Exons: 2
Coding region: 148-1092 (314 amino acids)
Molecular function (GO): protein binding
Source: RefSeq, a predicted model, not a curated record